Lucilia sericata (common green bottle fly) is the source of this 832-nucleotide messenger RNA. RefSeq lists its product as uncharacterized. NCBI's taxonomy places the organism in Eukaryota, Metazoa, Arthropoda, Insecta, Diptera, Calliphoridae. The record is from RefSeq and is a predicted model, not a curated record. Bases 24 to 830 code for a protein of 268 amino acids. The transcript has a single exon.
CCCGAGUUUAUUUUCACUAAAAAAUGCCGUUAACACGUUCUACCGCAGAGCAAUGUUCAACAUCAGCUACUGGCCAGAAUCCUACUGCUGUCGAUGCACCCACCCCUAAUUUAUCCAUUGCCAUGAAAAUUCCUCGUUUCUGGAAAGACAAUCCGGUUCUUUGGUUUGCACAAAUUGAAGCUCAAUUUGCAUUACACAACGUAACCAAUGAAAGGACCAAAUACUUUAUCAUCUUGGCUGAUUUGGAUGCUGACGUACUUAGCCAGGUGAGUGAUAUCGUUAUGAAUCCUCCCAACGAUGCGUAUAAGCAAAUAAAACAACGCCUAAUUGAUCAUUUCUCUGUUUCCGAGGAAAAUCGCAUCAAAACAUUAUUGACAAAUGUGGAAAUCGGAGACAAAAAGCCAAGCGCACUUCUCCGAGAGAUGAAAAAUUUGGCUAAUGGUGGUGUUACGGAAGAUUUUUUGCGAACAAUGUGGUUACAAAGAUUACCAUCCCAAACUCAAGCGAUUUUAGCAACAUCUUCCGAAACUUUAGAUAAUCUUGUUAAAAUGGCUGACAAGAUUGGUGAUAUACAGAUUCCACGAAACGCAAACGUAGCUGAAAUUACUAGUGCUAGUGAAUUAUCUGAAAUUAAAGCUCAAAUCCAAAGCAUCAACACUGCUCUACGCAAUCUCAACACAUCCAGGAGAAGCAGAUCGAGAGGAUCACAUGGUAGUUCCAGUCGAAACUCUUCUUCUGGUAAAAUUUGUUAUUAUCACCGUAAAUUCAAAAACAGAGCUCGAAAGUGUCGUCCUCCAUGCUCAUUUGUAAGCAAUCAGUCGGAAAACUAACA